Messenger RNA from Haplochromis burtoni (Burton's mouthbrooder), 6969 nucleotides. RefSeq names its product claudin 23.1 (gene cldn23.1). The record is from RefSeq and is a predicted model, not a curated record. Gene Ontology annotation, cellular component: plasma membrane; bicellular tight junction. The transcript has a single exon. NCBI's taxonomy places the organism in Eukaryota, Metazoa, Chordata, Actinopteri, Cichliformes, Cichlidae. Gene Ontology annotation, molecular function: structural molecule activity. The coding region runs from base 124 to 957 and encodes 277 amino acids. Gene Ontology annotation, biological process: bicellular tight junction assembly; cell adhesion.
ACUUGUUUUUUAGGACGACGCCGUCAAAGCUGAUCGCCCCAGUAGAAAUUAGUCACUGCAACGUGUUUAGGAGUAAGAAGAGGCACAUCAGCAGCAGCAGCAACCACCACAACAACCGCGAUCAUGCCGAGGGAAUCAACGCAGGAGUGGAUGCGGCUCUCUUUGCGCACUCCGGGCAUCCUGAUCUUCGGGAUGGUCAUGGCUCCCUGCGGCUGGGUGCUGGACUUGGUCGCGACCGUGGCCCCAAACUGGAGGACUCUGAACGGUAUUAGCAAUCUUCCUUCCGAUAACUUCAUUGAACAAGGAAUCUGGGAUAUUUGUAUUGCAUCCACAAUAAGCUCCGGUGCUCGGUGCGGCCAAACGGACACCCAGUACUUCAGUAACAAGAUCAUACAGCCUGCACAGGGUAUGAUGGUGGCCUCUCUCAUCGUGACUCUAAUCGGGUUGGCUGUUGCCAUCCCGGGGGUCCGCUGUUGGAAAGACAGGCCUAACUGGGUAGUUGCCGGUGUGGGUGGACUGCUGAUCUUUUGCUCAGGCGUCUUGACCAUCAUACCGAUCUCUUGGUACACGCACAGCCCCCCAAACAUCACAACGCCCAAUGUCAAUACAGCAUCGAUAACUCCGCGAGUCGGCUACUGCAUCAUUCUGGGCUACAUCGGCGGGAUAUUUGAAGUCUUGGGCGGUUUCGUUAUGUUCAUCGGGAUCUGCCGCUGCUGCGGAGGGAAGAACCGAGGAGAGGUCCGGGUUGAAGAGGUCAUGCGUCGCAGAGAACCGAAGACCCCGGUCAGGCGCGUUGAAGUGCCGAAUCUCAGUCGGGCCAGGAGCGCUGCCAGCAACAGUAGCGUCCCGUACUCCAGGGACUCAAUGGAUGACGAUGUGUCCUUCCCACGGGCCAAGAGCCCCCCUGCCCGCUCAGUGAACACCGUCAACAGCAGACCCUUUGAUGCCGACCUCUGAGAAGCCAACAGUACCCUCCACAACUGACCAUCAACACAGCAAAAGAAAACUUUGAAAACUGGACUAAGAUGAAAAAUCUUUUAGCAGAUUACUGCAAUAGCACAAGAACGUCAGAACACACUCCUAGAGAUAUUUUAGGGCCAUAAAGGAAUUUUUCAGUGGUAAGAGAUCCAAUAACCUACUUUAGAUUCUCUGUUGCAGUGUUUCAUCGUUAAAAGUUGAAGGAAAUGGAACAUAAAAGUUUGGUUAAUGUAGGUGUGACAUGGUCAUGGCUGCUUAUUAAUGUGACUGUGGGUGGACCAGACCCCCUGAUUGUAGUUAAAUUAUCAUUGCAAUAGAUUACAGUCAAGUGGUGUCCAGUGUAUAUAGUCCAGUGUAUAAUGGAUAAUAUAAAAAUGGAAGGAGCCAGCCUGGAAUGGAGGGCUCUAGAAUAUUAAAAAAGAAAAGUAAAUAACAUUAAAAUUGAUUCAUGGAGGAAAAAACUAUAUUUCUUGAUGAUAAUCUGUGUAAAUUCUAAAUAUGAUUCUACGCUGUAAAUAUCCCUCAUCCUGAAGGGCGCUUGGGCAUUUUAUUUUCUGUGUAGCUGUGUGGCUACAUUAAAUCUUCCAGCCUUUUUUCUCUUUCAUGUAAUUGCUCUAUAGUGAUGUACUUUACAGUCCCUUCAUCUUAAACCCUGAAAUGAUUACUGUUGUACUCAUUGAUCUGUGAUACAUAUGCUGGUAAUUAAAUUUGCUCUCCAUUUCCUAACAAGAUGUGACUGUCAAUUCUUUACAAACUUUUCUGACAUUAUGAUGGAAUGUAACGAAAGUAGUAAAGCAACAAUUUCAACAAAGAAAGCUCCAUAACAGAAUGAACAUUGAUGCUGAUUUAUAACAGGACUAUAGAAGAGUCAUAACUUUGGCAAUAUGUUCUUUGAUCAGCAGGCACGUUAUGUGAUCCAUUGCUUUGCCAUACUUAGUCAAAUGUAUAAAAUGUGGUACAUUGCACAAUGAUAUAUAUUUUUCCUCUCACCCUGUUUGCUGUCUUAACCUCACCAGUAUUCAGACAAUGCAGUCUGACCGGUCUGAGAGGUUGGUUUCUUUGUUUAUCUUGUCCAACUACAUUAUCUCUUUUGUUUCAGAUGCCUUAGCAUUUGAAACGAGGUGAAAAUGUAAUGAACGUUUGUCUUUCUAUAGUCUCCAUUAAGUCCUUUGUGAAUAAACAGGCUUGCAAAAUGGCAUGGUUUUUCCUGCAGGACCUGUUGCAUGUUACAACAAUGGAACGGACAUAGAUGAUGAAUAAGAAUGUUUUUAUUACAGUUCUUUGUGUGCUGACACUGCCCCGAAGAACAGAUCAACUCUCAGCGGUUAAACUGAAGAAUAAAGACAGAAAAUAAAUUGAAUGGUUCUAAAUUGUUUAUAGAUGUGAAUAGUUGGCUGUGUCUCUGUCAUGGCUGCCAGCUGGGAUACAGUUCCUGCAACUCUGAAGUGGACAAAUGGUUAAGAAAAUGAAUGGAUGCAUGGAUGAAAACUCAGUAAUGUCACAGUUCUUCAGUUCCACCUGAAAAAUGGCAAAAAUAUAGCACAGAUUUGAGGAGGGACUGUGUUUCUUCACACUGCUAUGGAUUAGAAUGCCUUGAACACCUUACUAAACAAGAUUGGUGUAAGUGCUAUUAUUUCUACAUUUGUCCUUACAUCAUUUCCCCAUUUUAAUUAUUUUAAAAAAAAAUUAUUUUUAGGUUAAAUGUUGUGGAUGGUCAAGACAAGCCACAUCACAUGUUGUGAUUAUAAUAUGAUACAUUUAACUAUCAUACAAGCUAUAUCAUGUGACAUAGUCUGGUCAGUCUGAGAGGUUGAGUUUUUGCAUAUCAUCCAACAACAUUAUCUCUUUAAUUUCAACUGUAUUAGCAUUUGAAAUGAGGUAAAAAUGGGGAAAAAGCAAUUUUCUCAGUUAACUUUUUUUUAACUAGUGCUUGAUCACAGGAAAUCAUGUGUUUGGUUUGGUCAAGUAUCCAUCGUAAAUAAGUAAGAGUAACAUUUAUUACUCUUACUUAUUACUCAAGUAAAAGUAAAAAGUUAAAAAAAAUAAUAAAAAAAAUUACUCAAGUAAUCUGGUGAGCUUGUUUCUAGUACUGUACAGUCUUUAUCUUACAGUAUAAAGAAACUUGAGACAACUGCUCCUGUGUUUUGGAGCAUUAUAAAUAACAUCCAAUUUAAUUGAAAUAAACACUCCAAAAUUGAAAAACAUAUGCUUUGUGUGUCAGGGUUAGUACAAAACCCAGUGUUGGACAAUGUAUUUGUCCAACACUGGGUUAUAAAGGAACCUUCCACUUUACACGAAAGCAGUUUUGCGUUAUGCUGCCUGGACAGCAGUAAUUGUCAAUGAAGUUUCUCUCCUCUUAUCUUGAUCCAUUCAUCCUUGACCUCUCCACUUUUGCUUUUGUCACGUGACUUUUAUCUAAGAAAACCCCCUCUUUGUAAUGUAGCAUCUAAUGGACUUGUCAGAUAAUUGUGUUGCAGUGACUGUUACAACAAUUAUUUUUACAUGCAGCGGGACCAAAGGUCAGAGUUCAAAAGUAAAAAUGUUCCAGAUUUGUUAGAUAAUGUUUAAUCUGAAAAGUUAUUAUCGCGUACAACCCUAUUCCCUACACUCUGUGGAGACAUCCACACACACUUCAGAGGGUCAGCAAGCCCCAGGCCCAGUGCUCUGCUGGGUGUCGGGUGGUUCUUGGCCACCUGGAGCCUUGCUAUUGGCUCGUGGCAGCAUGGCUGUCCUCUGGAAGGGUAGGCACCUUGUUACUUCUGGUCCACUGGCUGUGGCCCAUGAGAGCUAAAUUUGGGGCCUACCACCACCACCUGUUUUGGCUUGGUUGGGAACACAGUUGCCACUAGAAGUGUGGCAUUGGGUCUUCACUACUGGUUGGGGGGCUGCAGAUGACGUGGGUCUCCUAUGGCCUUUCUCUCUCUGGCUCCUGGAGGGCACUAUUGUGGCUUCUCAUUCUCAUCAAGUAUGUUUCGUGACAAAGACGCACACACCGUCUUCAUAAAAAGAUUUAAAGAUGCUGAUCUCCUUGACCAUUACCAGAUGAGGUUCCUUUCUGAAAACGAGAGUAGAGGUUUGAGGCAAACUUCAACUUGUUCCUAUACUUCCAAGGUGCACAGAGAAGAGAAUAAGAUCUGCAGAAAUGAACGCUCCAGUAACAUACAGUAUAAAAAACAAAAGGAAGGCCACAAGCCAAAGUAUGGUGGGCAAGCACUUUAUUUUUUAAUAUCAAGUGUUUAAUAUUAAUAUUAAGACAUAUUUGAGAUUACAUUUACUGUUUGAAGCCUUGUUAGUUAAUAACUAAGAAAGCUGCUUUUGUAUUUCUCCAUUUAAAAAACAAUCCACUGACACUGUGGUAACUUAAAUCUUUUUUAUCCUCUUUUGAAUACAGAGAAAUCUGGCCCAUUGUAUAGAAACUGUUUUAUUGUUCAAUCCCCUGAAACAUUUUAAAAUCCCAGUUUCAAACCUUUAGAUCUCAGCAUACACAGAGCACAAUGUUUCUUUAUAGAUUUUCGGAAGACAAAAGUCCAAUUUUGCUUAUAUUCUGACAACCAGGCUUAUUUUUUUUAAUGUUAUAAUAAGAAUAUAUAUUUUAAGAGAGUCUAGAGGGUCAGUGUAGUAUUCUUUUUUGGAGUAAAAAGUGUCCUGAGACAUCUGUGGGUGGAGACUAUGGGCCAGUAAGGACUUGCAGAUGCCCUUGGAAGAUGGGUGUGACAGUCUUUCUGUCAAAAGUCUUUUUAUUAGACAAAGGUUCCAGUACAACACAAAAUACAAAGUACUUCAGAAUUUUCGGGUGUGACAGUCAAACAAUCAUAAGUCAAACUUCAAAGACAAAUUUUCUCCCACAAAACGCUAUAUCCCGAUAAACAGAACUUUUGGAGACAAAUUUUCAAAGUGCAGCAGAGAUGGCAAAAGUACACACUCACAUUACUUGAGUUGAAAUACUUGUGUUGAAAAGUACUCUGGCAAAAGUGGAAGUGGCGAUUUAACUGCUUUACUUAAAAGUUGAAAAAGCACAGUCUCUGAAAUAUACUCAAAGCACAGAAGUAAAAACGAGCCCCCCCAUGUUAACUUAACCUUUUGAAUUAAUAUAAUGACAAAAUAACGUUAACAGGAGGGACUGAAGUUUAUUCUAACUGAAAUGCUACUUUUAAAUAAUUCCCACAGCUUGAGCAUCCGUGAUAUAGAGCACACGCAGAGAACAACAAAGGAAAUUUUUAAAAAAUUGCUCUGUCAGGUACAGAUGGGUGAGCUUGCCCCUCCACAAUUAAACAGGAAAAUUCAUGCAAGCACAUGUUACAUGCCUGAUUUCCCACAGAUAGACAGUAUAAAGCUGGUUAAAAGGUAGAAUUUGAUCAAUCAGCUUAAAUUUCAUUUGAUGUGAAGCACCCUUCAUGUAGCCUAACAUUAACUCAUGAAAACCUCACUGCACUAGACCCAUAUAGCGAUUUAAACUUUACCAAAGCCCUUUAAACUCAGUGUGGCCUACACUAAAUGUCCCAGUAUUUUUAUACAACCUUUAAAUAAUAGUUGAAUAAAAGUUCCUGUUCAUAGAUCCAAUAUCUGAUCAAAUAACUCUAAAACGAAUUGGGAUGUUAUAAGCUGAACUGUCCUUACUCCUUCCUUGUUUGUCCUGGCUUUCUUAUAUCCUCUCUCUCAGUGAAGCCAUCUCUCAUUUCUUGCUUUCACUGAAGUACAGCAGCUGUAUGUUUGGCUUGCAGGCAUAGUGUGACAAACUGCACAGAAACAGGCUGUGUUUGCUCAUGUUUGGUGAAACGUUGCAUUUGCAACAUUUAAAAGUGUUACGCUUGCUCCUCUUCUAUGAGCUAGAUGUUGAACUACCCUGACAACAGCUUAUUAACACCACCAGUGAUGGAUACAGUAAUAGUACCGUCUUGUGUUACUGCUCCCAGCAUUUAGGUUCAAAUCAGUCUGAUGAGUCUAAUAAACAAUAUCCUCAUUUCCUGCAUACAGUGGCUGACCAUACAGCCAAAAGCCGACUCAUGAGGAAUUUGUGUAAUCUUGAGUAGUUAUACUUGUGGGAUGUACUUCUAAUUGCAUAGCCAUGAUACAAGUAGCUCCUCCUUCUGCAAACAAGCAUGCAAAGUCUGUGCCUUAUUAGGACAGCAAGUGUUGACCUAGUUAUACCCUGAUGGCAGAUGCUUCCACUUUUUUGUUAUUACACAUCUUAUUAUAUGGCAAAACUGGUUAGGUUCUCAGCCAUCAUGUCUGAGUUUAGUAAACACCGAACCUGAUAUUAUCAUGUCACUGGAUGCCAGAAAAAGAGGUUUACUGUAACAGGGGCUCAAAGACAGCCUACCCUGAGUGAUAAAACACUGUGACGCCCUGCAAUAUAAGCAGACUGUCCAGUUAAUCCCGCCCCCCAAAACAAAACCCACAGAGUGAGAUGUUCUCUAUCUAUAUAAUUCAAAGGGUUUACAAGCUAGUGGAAGACACUUGAGAAUGCAUACAUUGAGAAACCCUGCUCAUCAACAAUAGUCAUAUUAAUAUAAAAAUUCAACACAUGUACACACAAAAACAUGAUAAUCUUAACAAUAUUGAGUGUUGUAUAUGGGAGCUCUGAAAAUCUACAGUAACAUUAACAUUUUGCAGUUUUACCCUGUUGUCAGAGAAGCAGACAUUUGCAAAACAUUACUGAGUUGUUGAUGAUUAGUUUACAUUUGUGAUUAUCAGUAUUCACCAGGUGAAACAUGACAACUGUGAACAUGUGAAAGAAUUAAUACAGUAGGCACUUAACACUGGCUACAAGCUUGAGGAACUUGACUAAUUAUUCAGCACCAAGAUGCUAUGUAGUUUUCAUGUUUACAGGACCGGAAGUGUACUGAGUGGUAAUCAGUUUAUAGGCUGAAAUUCAAAGAGCACACAAACUCAUUUAAAAGCACAUGUACUGUCAAGUUUUAAACAUGCCAAGAUUGAAAUCUGCUCUGACCACUCUCCUAUCAUCUGUACAAUAUGCGCAUGUUGUUGACA